AAACGGCUUGAUGGACGCGCAGGCAAAGUGGUCAAAGUUAAAGUGGUCUCCGGGCGAUCCUGGAACACUCUCACGCCCACACAUGCGCGGAUCCACUUAAGCACACACACGCGCGCUUGUGAGUCACACGCGCAUGGCGGCGGGUGGUGGUGGUGGAGGUGGGGGGUUGCGCCUGGAGAUCUGAGCGCGCUCGCUAUUCCAGUCAUGGACUGCAGCGAGCGGGGGGACCAUUAGGAGCCGGUGGCAAGAACCCGCUUUGCGUGCAACACACGGAUGCUGAUGCUGCUGCCGCGCCACGCGGUCCAGACCACGCGCGCCGACAGGCGGAAGGAUCGCUUAUGCAAUCAGAACCCUAAAUUGCUUUGGCGGGGAAAACGGCGCUCGUGGAACCUUCCUGUAGGACUUGACAGGGGGAAGCUGUGAGCCACAUGUCCUGUGACUGUCAGGGCAAGCCGUGGGUUCUAGACAGACGUGCGUAACGGUUGAGGCGGGAUGGAUGUGGUUAAUUUGAUCUAAAAAAACGGAAGAGAGGGCUUUUUCUUUUAUUUUCUUUGGAAAGGAUUUCUGCAUCCCUUCCUGCACUUUUUUUUAACCAAAACUACUAGAUUUCUUUAUUUUUUAUUUAUUUUUUACUAAAUCAAGAACAUGUGCGAUAUUUCCUGUAUCUAUUUCUAAACAAAAGUGGAUUUAAGAAGCCUUAUGUCUAAAAUGAUCAUCUUUGGACUUAAUCUCCUUUUUGAUGGAGUGAAACGGCCUAAACGGACUUAAUUCAAAAAGGGCGAGAAAAAAACUGCAGGAUUUCCUCCUCCUCCUCAGUCCAGAGGAAUACCAUCAAGUCCAGGAGGCUAACCACUCGUCUUGUGUUUUUUUUCUCCUUUUUUUUUCUUUUGCUUCUGUGGGAAUGGUGGCCGCGGCGCAGAUUCACGCAACUCUUCCAGAGUGUUUGGCGUUUUUUCGCAGGCAAGCAUCUUGACUUGUGAUCGAGAGAGACGCGGACUGCAGCAGCCUCCAGCCUCCUUUCACAUGGAGAUUUGUGUCUCGCACAUACUGCAAAUCUUGGAAACGUGGACGGGGGGGCCCUGCUGCAUUUCCCUACGCUGUUCUCCUCGAAUUUAUUCAUUUGGGAAACAAACAGAACACAGACACCAGAUGAACUAUGAAUGCCGAACACAAUGAUUUCCUCCCUCCAGCAUCAGACAAUGAGAGGUCAUAGACUGAAGGGGGCAUUGUCGAACCCCCUUUUCGUGCUGCUUUUGGCCCUUCACAUCCUGGUGGUGGCUGGGUUAGUCCGCGCUCAGACUUGCCCUUCAGUCUGUUCAUGCAGCAACCAAUUUAGUAAAGUCAUAUGUACUCGCCGGAGUCUACGGGAUGUCCCAGAUGGCAUUUCUACCAACACCCGCUACCUGAACCUUCAGGAUAAUCUCAUUCAGGUCAUCAAGGUAGACAGUUUCAAGCAUCUACGUCAUCUGGAAAUUCUGCAGCUCAGUAAGAAUCACAUUCGCAGCAUUGAAAUUGGCGCCUUCAAUGGCCUCGCCAGUCUCAACACUUUGGAACUUUUUGACAACCGGCUAACGACAAUCCCUAAUGGAGCAUUUGAGUACUUGUCUAAGCUGAAGGAAUUGUGGCUACGAAACAACCCCAUUGAAAGUAUACCAUCUUAUGCCUUCAAUCGAGUUCCAUCGCUUCGGAGGUUAGAUCUUGGUGAGCUCAAACGUCUGUCCUACAUUUCUGAGUUGGCUUUUAAGGACUUGAGCAACCUGCGCUACCUAAACCUGGGAAUGUGCAACCUUAAGGAAAUACCUAACAUCAUACCUUUAGUUAAGCUGGAAGAGCUGGAAAUGUCCGGAAACCAACUCACUGUAAUAAAGCCCAGUUCGUUCACAGGGCUAGCCAAUCUCCAGAAGCUGUGGAUGAUGCACUCCCAGGUCCAAACCAUUGAGAGGAAUUCCUUUGAUGAUCUUCAAUCACUGGUGGAGCUCAACCUGGCUCACAACAACCUCACCUUUCUACCACAUGACCUCUUCACACCAUUGCACCACCUGGAGAGAGUCCAUCUCCAUCACAACCCUUGGAACUGCAACUGUGAUAUUCUGUGGCUCAGCUGGUGGCUCAAGGAAACUGUACCUGCCAAUACCAGCUGCUGUGCACGCUGCCACACUCCUUCGGUCUUUAAAGGUCGCUACAUCGGGGAGCUGGACCAUAGCUACUUUCAGUGUGAUGUUCCUGUUAUUGUGGAGCCACCCAGCGACUUGAAUGUGACAGAAGGCAUGGGAGCCGAGCUAAAAUGCCGUACAAACUCCAUGACCUCCAUCAGCUGGCUCACACCAAAUGGCUCUAUGGUGACACACGGAGCCUAUAAAGUACGUUUGUCUGUACUCAAUGAUGGGACGCUGAACUUCACCAGCGUCACAAUGCAGGACACUGGGACCUACACCUGCAUGGUUAGCAACACAGCGGGCAACAUUUCUGCUUCUGCUGUGCUUAAUGUCACUUCUGUGGAAAACAACGGGGUGACCUAUUUCACCACAGUCACCGUGGAGACCAUUGAAACUCCUGGGGAGGAUAGCCAAACACCACUUCCCCCAUUUGGAUGGGUGUCAUCCUCCACUACAAAGGGUCCUCCUGUUUCAACAAGGACCACAGAGUGGACUUACAUCAUUCCGGUUACUUCUACGGACGGAGAGGGAGCCCUGAACGGCCUGGAUGAGGUCAUGAAAACGACCAAGAUCAUCAUCGGCUGUUUUGUGGCCAUCACACUGAUGGCCGCAGUUCUGCUGGUUAUUUUCUACAAGAUGAGGAAGCAGCAUAACCAGCAGGACCCGGAUGGUCCCGCCUCCUCCAUGGAGGUCAUUACUGUUGAAGAAGAGCUUGCAGGUGUUGCUGCAAUGGAGAGACACCUAUCGCUGCCCCCUUUGGAGCACUACAACCACUACAAUACAUACAAGAGCACUUAUCACCACGCUCCUAUGCUCAGUACCAUACACAGCUCAGCCACACAGGAACCGUUACUGAUUCAAGCCUGCUCGAAAGACAAUGUGCAAGAGACCCAAAUCUGAUUUCAGCUUGACUGCAUAUCCUGUAUCACCAGUUUAUAACAUGGAAUGAAACGGACCAAAAAAAUGAGGAUGAAUAGAUUUAAAUGCUGUUGACUCAACAUUUUAUGUUAAUAGCGGCACUUAAUCAGCAUUUAACAAAAGGAUGACACAUAAUACUUUGAAAAAGUAUUUUCACCAACACAAAGAUUAUUUAUUCAAGAUAUGUCUAGUUGCUAAAUGAAAAAAAAACUAUUUGUGAUAGCUUUUCUGCUCAUUUCUUUUCUCUAUAUGUGUAAAACUGCACAAGGGAAAGAAUGGUUUACUAAUGGUGAUAAUAAUGGCAUGUGAUGCAGCUUUGGAGCCCACCGGUUUACUUUUUGAGUUUAAUUUUUCUCCAUUGAUUAAUAUGCAUCAUUGAAGUCUUUUUUUUUUAUCCGAUAUGAGUUAAAUUUACAUGACAUCAAACAAAAAGGGGGAUUAUUUCAUCACCAUAUUCAAGCUGUCUGUCAACGUGAGAUUAGAUCUUCUAAUGUCUGAGCUCUGGAUGAUAUCACAGUGAAACCAGCAUGCCUGCAGAGCAAAGCUGCCAAAUGAGUAAAUAUGCAUUUCCCCCGUGGCUCCUAAACAUCCGCCAUACAUCCUUCACUUUAAUUAAGAUUAAGGUCUUGCUCCCACUUCCCCUCCACACACUUCUCUGCACUGUUUACUCUCAAUCUUUUCUCCUUCGAGCCCUGCUUUAUCUUAGAAUUCUUCAUUUUCCCAUUCAACGCUCGAUCUUCCUUCUCUCUUUUUUUUUCCUUCCUUGUUCUUUUGCUUCCUUGAUUGUCUCUCUGUCAUUGAGCACAGGCGUGGUCCUCACCCUUCACCAUAUCUCAUUUGUCAAGCUUUAUCCACGAGCGGGAGCCUCAACUAUUGCUUAGGAAAAUGAAGGGUAGCAUAAGGCUUUGGUUUGUCACCCCCACCCCCCACCCCCCGUUAACCUGGUAAUGAUUUACAUAAACUCUGAGUCACAGUACGUUGCUAUCACUCUGGGGUCACAUGCGCUCAGGCGCUGAAAGUCCAUCUGUUAGUACCGAUAAAAAGGCAAAUGAGGCUGCUUCGUAAUGUACUGUGACCCCGUCAGACAAAAAUGCAGGCAGGGAUAACACAGUCACCGAAGCAGCUAGAAAUGUGACAAAAUAAGAGAAGAUGAUGAUUAAUCUGUAUCAGCAGUCGAAACAAGCUGAUGAAAAAAACUGCAGGAGAUGUUGUGCCUAAUAUGUAACAGGAGGAAAGGCCUUUGAUAUUGAAGAGACCCCUGCUCAGUCUAAUUUUUGGCAGAGGAAAAAAACACACAGACUCUUUGAUGUUGCAUCAUUUAUAAACCACAGAAACCUUGUUUGUCCUGCAGUCUGUUUGCAAGCGGCUUUUCUCCUUUAGUCUGUCAGAGGGGAAGGCUUAGGCAUGUGGAAAAUAAUGAUUUUAUAUAUAUAUAUAUAUAUAUAUAUAUAUAUAUAUAUAUAUAUAUAUAUAUAUAUAUAUUAUAAGGCUAAAUGGUGUUUGAAUUGGCUGGGAUGGAGGGACAAACCUAAAACAGUCAGGUGGGGGCUCCUCAAACAGAGAUAUUACAGAUAUAAGAAGAAAGAAGUGGAAAAAUAGAUAAGAAGAACUAAGGAGAAGAACUAGCCAUCAGGCAGUCGCCAUGGAAACAGUGACCUUGUGCAGAAAGUAAAAAGAGGUAGACAAGCAAUUCACUUUGGUCUCUGUGCAACAAGCAUAUUUUAAUUUCCCACUUGUAAUUUCACAAAUGGGCCUGAUAAUCAGGGGGAAAAAAUGGAAUCUGAUUUUACAGAUGGGAUUUGACUCACACAUGACAUCAUGGUGACAGGCAACAGUGAGUUUGAAUGUUUAAACAUGAAUCUCCUCGUGAUAGGAACAACUGGAAAACACGACAGUCGGUUCAGGCAGCCGUCACUGGCUCCCAUCUACCAACUCAAAGCCUUCUGUGUAUCUUUCUGCUAAAAGAAGCUGGGAGCAAAGAUGGGGAGGCCAAAUGUGUCCCACAGCAAACAUCUUCUGAUGAAAUAUAUUUUGGUUGGCUAGAGCCAGGGUGCUAACAGCCCAAAUGGGCCAGCAAACACAAUACAGGGCUGAAGCACAUAUUUUGAGGGUCUCAAGAUUCCAUUACAAAUGUUUAUUUCUUGCAGUACUAAAAAAAGUUUGUUUUGACGAUUUCUUUAUUUUGUCAAUAAUUAUACUAAUAUUGACUCGUAGCUCCGCCCCUGUUUGAGUUGGUCCGUGUGCAAUGGAGCAGCUGAAAGAGAAACGUACUUAUCACCAGCCCUGCAAAAAGACAUUCUCAAUGACAAUACAAGCAUGUCAAUACUUCAAUUAUUCAGUAAACCAUUCUUUCCCUUUUCACUAUUUUGUUUUUCAAUGCUCAAUUCCUUUUCGGUGCUUUAGGUGGCUUAAUGAUUCAAUGUUGAUGCUGGCUACAGUGGAAAAAAAAAAAGAUUCCGAUUUUUUUAUAGACAUUCGGGGGUUGUGAUUUAUUCAAAAUGAAUAGAGUCAUUGUGCAUUGGUAUGUGCUUUAGCAGGUUGGUUUACAUGGGGCGGAUUUUUGAGCCUAAGGAUGAAAGCGAAUGGCGACUAACGUGCAGAAUGUUGGACUUGACAUACCAGCAGACUGAGCUUGAUUUUUGUGCAAACCCCUUAGCCAAGGUGAUCAAAUUCUUUCGUGAUUUUCUGCCAACUGUCCAUUUGUGGGGAGGGUUACUGUUUGUGGGAACAGUCUCUCAUUUUUUGGAGAGAAUAAUCAUCACAUGAUUACAUUUUUAUAAAACAAGCAAAAAAGUAAAAAAACAUGAUUAAAAAAAAUGAACUUAAAGAUCAUAAUUUUACAUGUGCUUCAAUUGUUAAAAAAACAAAAAGAAACCCAAAAACAAGAAGAAAGAAAAAGACUGUGCUUGUAUGGAGUCAAAUUUUCCUGAGGAUGAUGUUCAUUAUUGAUAAAUGAGAUUGUAGUUCAUACUGUACAUGAAUACAAAUAAAAUUGCAAUUCUCUUUUUUUCA
Messenger RNA from Oryzias latipes (Japanese medaka), 6086 nucleotides. It is a transcript of the gene lrrc4cb, whose product is annotated as leucine rich repeat containing 4C, genome duplicate b. Gene Ontology annotation, biological process: synaptic membrane adhesion; modulation of chemical synaptic transmission; regulation of axonogenesis. Gene Ontology annotation, cellular component: glutamatergic synapse; plasma membrane; postsynaptic density membrane. The record is from RefSeq and is a predicted model, not a curated record. Gene Ontology annotation, molecular function: cell-cell adhesion mediator activity. NCBI's taxonomy places the organism in Eukaryota, Metazoa, Chordata, Actinopteri, Beloniformes, Adrianichthyidae.